AUGUUUAUUCUCCUGUCAACAAAACCAGAGCGAAGAAUAGCACUAGUUUCGCAUACUUAUGCACUUGUUUUCAAUGCAAUUACAGACCAAGCAAAUACGCAACCUACAUGUGCUAUCGAGUUUAUUCCAAAAGGUGAAUUAGAAAAUAAGGGUUUCAAACUUCUUUCAAAUUCAGAAAUUAAUGGGUUUAUUGGUCUCAUUCAAAUGCAAGGUUUAAUUUUCAUUUGUGUAAUUACCAAAAAUUCUACUGUUGCUAAACCAAGAUCCAGAGAAACUAUUAAUAGGAUACAUCAUGUUGAAUUUUUUUGUUUAAAUGAAUCAUACUGGGAUUUCACAGAAAUGGAUUCAACUGGUAUUCCAUUAUCAUCUAGUUCAGAUCAAUCUCAAUAUAGACCCAUAUUAAAAGAAAAUCCUUGUUAUGAAAUUAAAAAAUUAUUAGGUAAUGGGAUGUUUUAUUAUAGCUCAAAUUUUGAUCUGACUUCAACAUUACAAAAUCGUGGUAUAGGGAGAAAUUCUUUAAGUGCAGAUACUCUGGAGACUGAAUACAUGUGGAAUUCAUUUCUGAUGAAAGAAAUAAUUACAUUUAGAGAUAGAUUGGAUGAAGACUUAAAGAUUAUUUUAGAUGAUGAAGGAUUCUUAACUGCUGUAAUUUGUGGGUUUGCAAAAACAGUGGUUACACAUAUAGAAAAUAUUGAUGUAGCAUUUACACUAAUAUCGAAGCAAAGUUGGAAAAGAUCAGGAACAAGAAAUAAUGCACGAGGGAUUGACGAUAAUGCAAAUGUAUCCAACUUUGUUGAGACUGAAUUUAUUUUAUAUUCAAAAUAUUAUUGUUUUGCGUUUACUCAAAUUAGAGGUAGUGUACCCAUAUUUUGGGAUCAAGAAAGUGGUGUGAUGGGGAGCAAGAUUUUAGUUCGAAGGUCAUUAGAUGCAACUCAACCUAUAUUUGAUAGGCAUUUUUCAAAUUUAACCAAAAAAUAUGGACCCGUUCAUAUUGUUAAUUUAUUGUCACGAAAUAAAAAUGAAGUUUCUUUGGCCAAAAGAUAUAGAGAACAUUUAGAAAACGGUACAAGAUUUAAAUUAAAUGAAGAUUUAUUUCUAACAGAAUUUGAUUUUAAUAAAGAGACUUCACAAGAUGGUUAUUUAGCUAUUGAUAAUGUCCUUCCCUUGGUGGAAAAGGAAAUGGAUGAACAAGGGUUUUUUUGGUAUGAUAUACGCCAUCAGAAAGUAAUUUGUAGACAACAAGGUGUCUUCCGUGCAAAUUGUUUGGAUUGUCUUGAUAGAACAAAUAUUGCACAACAAUGCAUCUGCUACAAAGUGUUUAGAAUAUUUCUCGAAGAAGUUAAUUGGAUUGAUGCUGACGAUUUUUCUAAUACCCACAUGUUUGUGCACGAUAUGAAUAGCUUAUGGGCAGAUAAUGCAGAUCAAUUGUCUCAAAUAACAACAGGAACUAAUGCAUUAAAAUCCUCAUUUUCGAGAAAGGGUAGAAUGUCACUGUCUGGUGUUCUAUCUGAUUAUUCAAAGUCAAUGAGUAGGAUGUAUUCUGGUACAUUUAAUGAUAAAACCAAACAACUUCAUUUUGAUAUUUUGCUAGGCCGCUUACCUGGUCAAAUACCUGUUAAACUAUAUGACCCAGCCGGUACUUUUAUAGAAAAGGGUUUAAAGAAAAGUGAAAGUAGUUAUAUAUCACAUGAAGACCUUACUAUAUUUAUUGGUACAUUUAAUGUUAAUGGUAAGUCUUCUGAUGAGGAUCUUACUCCUUGGCUAUUUUCAAAGGGUAAGGAUGUUCAUCCAGAUAUUGUUGUUGUAGGUUUUCAAGAAGUGAUAGAAUUAAAAGCAGGGUCCUUAUUAACUGCAGAUUCUUCAAAAGGAUCACUAUGGCAAACUAUGAUUGAAGAGUGUCUUAAUCAAUAUAAUGAAAAAUAUGCCUUUCUACGAGCAGAACGAUUAUCUUCAAUUUUAGUUUUAUCUUUUGUAAAGGCAACAAAGGCUAAUCAUAUUAAAGAGGUUGAUGGUUCUGGUAAGAAAACUGGAUUUGGUGGAAUCGCGGGGAACAAAGGUGGUGUUGCUAUUCGAUUUAAAUACGGUCAAACAUCUUUUUGUUUUGUUAACGUUCAUUUUGCAGCAGGUGCAGGGGGGAUAGAAGAGAGAAGAAAUGAUUAUGACACUAUUAAUAAAAGUAUAUCUUUUGAAAGAUAUAGAAAAAUUAGUCAACAUGAUUUUGUAUUUUGGUUUGGUGAUAUGAAUUAUCGAGUCGUGUUAAGUAAUGAUGAAGUACGUGAAGAACUUAAAUUGAAAAAGGAUAAUUAUUUAGAAGACUUAUUACACUUUGAUCAAUUGACACAUGAGGUGAAUGCUGGAUUAGUAUUAGAAGGAUUUAAGGAGCAAAAAAUCGGCUUUAGACCUACCUAUAAAUAUGAUAACGGUACAGAAGUUUAUGAUACAUCAGAAAAGGCUAGAACACCAUCUUGGACCGACAGAAUAUUGUAUAAAGGUAGUUUAAAACCUAUUUAUUACAGCGAUUCACCGAUUAUGACAAGUGAUCAUAGACCUGUAUGCGGAUUAUUUGGAGUAAAAACCACUUUAAUAAACCAAAAAGUAAAAUCUACCUUAAUGAAAAAUUUAUACAAUGAGUAUAAGAGACUUCAUACUGGAGAUGAUGAUAAUCAUAGUAAAUUAGAAAUAAUUGAUAAUGGACCUGAAAGUAAGAUCUUUAAGGAGAAGUUAGUGAGUGUUGAAAGCGAUGAUAGUGAAAGUAAUAUAACAUCUAUUGAUGAAUCCACAACAGUAAGAGGUCAUAGUAUGUCGAUGUCGAACAUUAAUUUAAAACAAUCUUCACCCACUGAUCGUAGAAGUUCAGUAUCAAGUGUACCUGUUGAAAACUUACCCAGUAACCACAUUCAUAGAGGUUCAAUAUCUAGUGUUCGCAAUAACGGAACUAGACCUUUACCUCCAGAUUUAUCUAAAAUAGGGUUGGAUUCCAAUAAUUCAGCUCCUAAACACAGUAUCAGCACACCUGUAUUACAAGGAACUAAUGGGUUAAUAAAUAAUAUUACUAAUAAUAAUCUCAAUAGAAAUUCCAAUGUGUCUCCUCGAAGUAUGGAGAGUGCCAAACUGUUGAGUUAUAUCGAUGAACAAUUUAAUGGACCUGCACCACCAACACCACCAAGAAGAGGUUUAUCGCCUACUUCUAGCAAACUUGAUAAAGAUGAAAUGUUAGAUCAACCAAGUGCUCCACCAACACCACCAAGAAGACAUCAUUCAGGUCCCCCUUCAAUCACAUUAGAUGAUUCUGAUAUUUUAGAUUCUGAUAAAAAUCAAAAUAAUGAAAUAUCAUUGAGACCAAGAUCUGAAACUUUUAGUAUUGGUGUAACUGAAAAUAAAAUAAAACAUCAUGAUAAUUCUCAUCAUUCAAUAUUAAACAAGUUAUCAUCAAAACUAUCUUCUACCAGUUUAAAUUCAAAUCAUGAAACCAAUCAUCAUCAUCAUCUUUUCCAUCAUCAUGGUUCAGGCAAGAGUUCCCCACAUAUGGAUAGAAAGAAUAGUACUUCCAGUACUAAUGAAAGUACCGAUAGUUCAAAACACUUGAUCAAGAAAAGUAGUGAUAUUAGUAUUAGUGGAAGCAUUUAUAAUUCCAAAAUGAUGGAAAGGAAAAAUAGUAAUUCUAGUACUACUGAAAGUAUCCAUAGCUCAAAACAUCUAAUUAGGAAAACUAGUAAUGCUAGUACUAGUGGUAGUAUUCAUAGUUCAACUAGGUAUUCUUUGAAAAAAACUUCUCCAACUACAGAUGCACAAAGUAUCGAUACUAUUAAUUCAAAUUUAAAUGAUAAUAAGAAACUUGUUACUCAAGUAAGCAGAAAGGAUAGUAAUUCUAGUACACUUGGAAGUAUUCAUAGUUCUAGUAAAAUUUCUGUGGAAACUACAAGUGAUAUUAGUUCUACUAGUAAGAGCAAUAAGAGGAAAAAUAAGAAAAGACCUGUUCCAGAAUUGAAUUUAUUAGAUGAUACCAAAGAUAAGAUAGAGGAUACAAAAUGA
Henningerozyma blattae CBS 6284 is the source of this 4032-nucleotide messenger RNA. It is a transcript of the gene INP52, whose product is annotated as phosphatidylinositol-3-/phosphoinositide 5-phosphatase INP52. The record is from RefSeq and is a predicted model, not a curated record. Bases 1 to 4032 code for a protein of 1343 amino acids. Gene Ontology annotation, molecular function: phosphatidylinositol-3,5-bisphosphate 5-phosphatase activity; phosphatidylinositol-4,5-bisphosphate 5-phosphatase activity. Lineage: Eukaryota; Fungi; Ascomycota; Saccharomycetes; Saccharomycetales; Saccharomycetaceae. Gene Ontology annotation, biological process: phosphatidylinositol dephosphorylation. Gene Ontology annotation, cellular component: cytoplasm; membrane. The transcript has a single exon.